Messenger RNA from Amphimedon queenslandica, 6259 nucleotides. RefSeq names its product deleted in malignant brain tumors 1 protein-like. Gene Ontology annotation, cellular component: membrane. Lineage: Eukaryota; Metazoa; Porifera; Demospongiae; Haplosclerida; Niphatidae. The record is from RefSeq and is a predicted model, not a curated record.
UCCACCUACUAGGCCAGCAUUAUUCUGGAAUUGAAGUGCUACCUAUUAUUCCCAAAAUUAUUCCGGAAUAAUCGGUACACCCCUAGCUACACAGCAUAUAGAUAGUGCUAUUGACAUCGCAUUUGUUAAUCAGUCUCUGAGUUGAAAUGGAAGGGCUGCUCAAGGCACUUCUUGUUCUUUGCUUUAUAGCUACAUGCAAUGGAUCAUGCUCAGAUCUUAAUCUUGGGAAUACUGGCUGCUGCACUUUAUUUGAUUGUCAAAGCUCUACAGAUUUUUGCUACUGUGAUGUGUCUUGCUAUACCUAUAAUGACUGCUGUCCUGAUAUUACAGAGAUUGGCUGUUAUCCUUAUGAAACUACAAAAUGUAAUAACACUGACAUUCGUCUUGUUGGUGGAUCUAAUGCUAAUGAAGGAAGAGUUGAAGUGUGUGCUAAUGAAACUUGGGGUACUGUCUGUGAUGAUGACUGGGACAAUGAUGAUGCUGCAGUUGUAUGCCGACAGUUAGGAGUUGAUGGAGAUUCCAUUGCUCGUACUAGUGCUUAUUUUGGUGCUGGUACUGGUCCUAUUAACAUGAACAAUGUUCAGUGUACUGGAAAUGAAGGAUUACUUGUCAACUGUACUUACUCAUCUACUCAUGACUGUGGCCAUUCUGAAGAUGCCGGUGUUACUUGUGGUGCAACUCUUCAGUGUAAUCACUCAGACAUUCGUCUUGUUGGUGGAUCUAAUGAUAAUGAAGGAAGAGUUGAAGUGUGUAUUAAUGGAAUAUGGGGUACUGUCUGUGAUGAUCUGUGGGACAAUAAUGAUGCUGCAGUUGUGUGCAACCAGUUAGGAAUAGAUGGAAUUGCUAUUGCUCGUACAAAUGCUUAUUUUGGUGCUGGUACUGGUCCUAUUAACAUGGACAAUGUUCAGUGUACUGGAAAUGAAGGAUUCCUUGUCAACUGUACUUACUUAUCUACUCAUGACUGUGGCCAUUCUGAAGAUGCUGGUGUUACUUGUGGUGUACAACCUCAAUGCAAUAACACUGACAUUAGUCUUGUUGGUAGAUCUAAUGAUAAUGAAGGAAGAGUUGAAGUGUGUAUUAAUGGAAUAUGGGGUACUGUCUGUGAUGGUCUUUGGGGAUCUGCUAAUGCUGAAGUUGUAUGUAAUCAGUUAGGAAUAGAUGGAAUUGCUAUUGCUUGUACAAAUGCUUAUUUUGGUGCUGGUACUGGUCCUAUUAACAUGGAUAAUGUUAGGUGUAUUGGAAAUGAAGGAUUACUUGUCAACUGUACCUAUCGACCUAAUCACAAUUGUUUCCAUUCUAAAGAUGCUGGUGUUACUUGUGGUGCACCACCUGAAUGCAAUAACACUGACAUUCGUCUUGUUGGUGGAUCUAAUGAUAAUGAAGGAAGAGUUGAAGUGUGUAUUAAUGGAGCAUGGGGUACUGUCUGUGAUGAUUUUUGGAGUGUUUCUAAUGCUAGGGUUGUAUGUAGGCAGCUUGGUUUUGGAUCAAAUGGUAUUCCAUAUAGUGAUGCUUAUUAUGGUUUUGGUAAUGGUCUUAUUGUAAUGGAUGAUGUACAUUGUGAUGAAACUGAGGAAGCACUUGUAAACUGUCAACAUGAUACUUAUCAUAAUUGUGAUCAUACUGAAGAUGCUGGAGUUAGGUGUAUAGUUGACUGUGCUAGUUCUGGUAGCAUUCGUCUUGUUGGUGGAUCUAAUGUUACUGAAGGAAGAGUUGAAGUGUGUAUUAAUGGAGCAUGGGGUACUGUCUGUGAUGAUGACUGGGGACCUCCUGAUGCUGCAGUUGUUUGUAGGCAGUUAGGAAUUGAUGGAGGUUCUAUUGCUCGUACUAAUGCUUAUUUUGGUGCUGGUACUGGUCCUAUUAACAUGGACAAUGUUCAGUGUACUGGAAAUGAAGAAUUUCUUGUCAACUGUACUGACUCAUCUACUCAUAACUGUGACCAUUCUGAAGAUGCUGGUGUUACUUGUGGCAUACAACCAUCCUGUAAUUAUAGUGACAUUCGUCUUGUUGGUGGAUCUAAUACUAAUGAAGGAAGAGUUGAAGUGUGUAUUAAUGGAAUAUGGGGUACUGUCUGUGAUGAUGGUUGGGACAAUGAUGAUGCUAGUGUUGUAUGCAGCCAAUUAGGAAUUGAUGGAAUUGCUGUUGCUCGUACUAAUGCUUAUUUUGGUGCUGGUACUGGUCCUAUUAACAUGGACAAUGUUCAGUGUACUGGAAAUGAAGGAUUCCUUGUCAACUGUACUUACUUAUCUACUCAUAACUGUGGCCAUUUUGAAGAUGCUGGUGUUACUUGUGGUGUACAGCCUGAUUGCAAUAACACUGACAUUCGUCUCAUUGGUGGAUCUAAUGCUAAUGAAGGAAGAGUUGAAGUGUGUGUUAAGGAAACAUGGGGCACUGUCUGUGAUGAUGACUGGGAUAAUGAUGAUGCUGCAGUUGUAUGUAGGCAGUUAGGAAUUGAUGGAGGUUCCACUGCUCGUACUAAUGCUUAUUUUGGUGCUGGUACUGGUCCUAUUAACAUGGACAAUGUUCAGUGUACUGGAAAUGAAGGAUUCCUUGUCAACUGUACUUACUCAUCUAUUCAUAACUGUGCCCAUUAUGAAGAUGCUGGUGUUACUUGUAUACAAACAUCCUGUAAUCAUGGUGACAUACGUCUUGUUGGUGGAUCUAAUGAUAAUGAAGGAAGAGUUGAAGUGUGUGUUAAGGAAGCAUGGGGUACUGUCUGUCAUGGUCUCUGGGACAAUAAUGAUGCUGCAGUUGUAUGUAAUCAGUUAGGAAUAGAUGGAACUGCUAUUGCUUAUACUAAUGCUUAUUUUGGUGCCGGUACUGGUCCUAUUAACAUGGAAAAUGUUCAGUGUACUGGAAAUGAAGAAUUACUUGUCAACUGUACCUAUCGACCUAAUCACAAUUGUUUCCAUUCUGAAGAUGCUGGUGUUACUUGUGGUCUACAGCCUGAAUGCAAUAACACUAACAUUCGUCUUGUUGGUGGAUCUAAUGAUAAUAAAGGAAGAGUUGAAGUGUGUAUUAAUGGAACAUGGGGUACUGUCUGUGAUGAUGGUUGGGACAAUGAUGAUGCUGCAGUUGUAUGUAAUCAGUUAGGAAUUGAUGGAGGUUCUAUUGCUUACACUGAAGCUUAUUUUGGUGCUGGUACUGGUCCUAUUAACAUGGUCAAUCUUCAGUGUACUGGAAAUGAAGAACUCCUUGUUAGCUGCAGAUUUUCAUCAAAUUAUUAUUGUAGUCAUUCUUUUGAUGCUGGUGUUGCUUGUGGUCCUCCAUGUAAUCACUCAGACAUUCGUCUUGUUGGUGGAUCUAAUGAUAAUGAAGGAAGAGUUGAAGUGUGUAUUAAUGGUUUCUGGGGUACUGUCUGUGAUGAUUCUUGGAGUUAUUUUAAUGCUAGAGUUGUAUGUAGGCAAUUGGGUCUUGGAUCAAAUGGUAUUCCAUAUAGCCAUGCCUAUUAUGGUUCUGGUACUGGUCUUAUUGCAAUGGAUGAUGUAUACUGUGAUGGAACUGAGGAAGCACUUAUCAACUGUCAACAUACUAGUGAUCAUGAUUGUGAUCAUACUGAAGAUGCUGGAGUUAGAUGUAUAAUAAACAGUGACUGUGCUAGUUCUGGUAGCAUUCGUCUUGUUGGGGGAUCUAAUGAUAAUGAAGGAAGAGUUGAAGUGUGUAUUAAUGGUUUCUGGGGUACUGUCUGUGAUGAUCUCUGGGGAGCACCUGAUGCUAUAGUUGUAUGUAAUCAGUUAGGAAUAGAUGGAGCUUCAAUUGCUCAUACUAAUGCUUAUUUUGGUGCUGGUAUUGGACUUAUUAACAUGGACAAUGUUCAGUGUACUGGAAAUGAAGGAUUCCUUGUCAACUGUACUUACUUAUCUACUCAUAACUGUUUCCAUUCUGAAGAUGCUGGUGUUACUUGUGGUGCCACUACUCAGUGUAAUAAUUCCGACAUUCGUCUUGUUGGUGGAUCUAAUGAUAAUGAAGGAAGAGUUGAAGUUUGCCUAUUUGGAUCAUGGAGUACUGUCUGUGAUGAUUCUUGGGGACCUUCUGAUGCUGCAGUUGUGUGCAGGCAGUUAGGAAUCAAUGGAAGUUCUAUUGCUUACCCUCAAGCUUAUUUUGGUGCUGGUACUGGUCCUAUUAACAUGGGCAAUGUUCAGUGUACUGGAACUGAAGAACUCCUCAUCAACUGUGGAUUUUCAUCAAAUCAUUAUUGUAGUCAUUCUAAAGAUGUUGGUGUUGCUUGUGGUGUAACUCCUCAGUGUAACAAUUCAGACAUUCGUCUUGUUGGUGGAUCUAAUGAUAAUGAAGGAAGAGUUGAAGUGUGUAUUAAUGGUUUCUGGGGUACUGUCUGUGAUGAUGGUUGGGACAAUGAUGAUGCUGUUGUUGUAUGCAGCCAAUUAGGAAUUGAUGGAAUUGCUGUUGCUCGUACUAAUUCAUAUUUUGGUGCUGGUACUGGUCCUAUUAACAUGGACAAUGUUCAGUGUACUGGAAAUGAAGGAUUCCUUGUCAACUGUACUUUUUCAUCAAUACCUUAUAGUUGUGAUCAUUCUGAAGAUGCUGGUGUCAUUUGUGAUGGAGCUCCUCAGUGUAAUAAUUCCGACAUUCGUCUUGUUGGUGGAUCUAAUGAUAAUGAAGGAAGAGUUGAAGUGUGUGUUAAUGAUCAUUGGGGUACUGUCUGUAGCUCUACUUGGACAGUCUAUGAAGCUUCUCUUGUUUGCAAACAGCUUGGAAUUAAUGGAGUUUCUGUACCUCGCUCUAGGAUAUAUUUUAGUUCUAAUACUGAUAAUAGCGAUGUAUCAGUAUAUCUGUUCUGUACUGGAAAUGAAGUUAAUUUUACUCAAUGUGAAACUCAUUUGAUAUAUCAUUCGUUAUGUGUACUUUUCCAUAAUGAUAAUUACAAUGUUGGUGUUAGUUGUGGUUCGCCACUUAAAUGUAAGGACACUGACAUUCGUCUUGUUGGUGGAUCUAAUGAUAAUGAAGGAAGAGUUGAAGUGUGUAUUAAUGGAACAUGGGGUACUGUCUGUGAUGAUGACUGGGACAAUGAUGAUGCUGUGGUUGUGUGUAAUCAGUUAGGAAUUGAUGGAAUUGCUAUUGCUCAUACUAAUGCUUAUUUUGGUGCUGGUACUGGUCCUAUUAACAUGGACAAUGUUCAGUGUACUGGAAAUGAAGGAUUCCUUGUCAACUGUACUUACUUAUCUACUCAUGACUGUGGCCAUUUUGAAGAUGCUGGUGUUACUUGUGGUGUACAGCCUGAAUGCAAUAACACUGACAUUUGCCUUGUUGGUGGAUCUAAUGCUAAUGAAGGAAGAGUUGAAGUGUGUAUUAAUGGAGCAUGGGGUACUGUCUGUGAUGAUGACUGGGACAGUGAUGAUGCUGCAGUAGUAUGUAGGCAACUGGGCCUUGGAACAAAUGGUGUUUCUUAUGGCAGUGCUUUUUAUGGUCAAGGUAAUGGUAGUAUUGUAAUGGAUGAAGUAAACUGCAUUGGGACUGAGAAAUCACUGUUUCAAUGUGCAUACACACAAAUUCAUGAUUGUAGUCAUCAUGAAGAUGCUGGAGUGAAGUGUGUAGUCUCAGAAAGCAGCUCUAGCUCUAUCUCUGUGACUGUAAGUCAAACUUCAACCAUAUUAAAUACUGCUAGUCCAUCCUCCACUCCUAUACAAGGAAGUUGCUUGUCAUUGAAUCUACCAUACACUGGUUGCUGCAAUUUAAGUUAUAGUCCUGCAUGUAGCAGCAAUGGAUGCUAUUGUGAUGCAAUUUGUUACUUGUUUGGUGACUGUUGUGGGGACAUAGAAGACAUUGGAUGCAUAUUGAAACCCUCUUUCUCUAAUAGUGCAACAAGCUCAGAUUUGUUUUUAUCUAGCAUGAUAACAACAUCGAAGCAGUCCAGUACUAAUGCCAUUAUUAAAACAAGUGUAUUGGGUUCUAGUUCUACUGAUGUGCCUUCAGCAAGUACAUCAUUUAGCACAUUGUCUACUCCAUCAGACUUAUUUUUAUCUAGCAUGAUAACAACAUCGAAGCAGUCCAGUACUAAUGCCAUUAUUAAAACAAGUGUAAUUGGGUUCUAGUUCUACUGAUGUACCUUCAGCAAGUACAUCAUCUAGCACAUUGUCUACUCCAUCAGACUUAUUUUUAUCUAGCAUGAUAACAACAUCGAAGCAGUCCAGUACUAGUAUCAUUAUUAAAACAAGUGUAUUGGGUUCUAGUUCUACUGAUGUGCCUUCAGCAAGUACAUCAUUUAGCACAUUGUCUACUCCAGCAGACUUAUUUUUAUCUAGCA